This is a messenger RNA of Penaeus indicus, 384 nucleotides long. RefSeq names its product crustacean hyperglycemic hormone-like. Gene Ontology annotation, molecular function: neuropeptide hormone activity. Bases 1 to 384 code for a protein of 127 amino acids. Lineage: Eukaryota; Metazoa; Arthropoda; Malacostraca; Decapoda; Penaeidae. The transcript is spliced from 3 exons. Gene Ontology annotation, biological process: circadian rhythm. The record is from RefSeq and is a predicted model, not a curated record. Gene Ontology annotation, cellular component: extracellular region.
AUGGUUGCGGUCCAGUUGGUACAUUCAGCUGUCCUGGUGUCCCUGCUAAUAGCAUUUCCGGCUUCCGUCACGUCUUCUGAAAACACGAAUGAAAUACCAACGUUCACUCUUACCUCCCCUGGAGAAUCUCUCUCAGGAGACCAAGGCUUAGGCAAACGCACCAUAUCAUUCAGUUCUUGCACGGGCGUCUAUGACCGGGAACUUCUCGGAAGGCUCGACCGGGUGUGCGAAGACUGCUACAACCUUUACCGCGACGUCGGAGUGGCAGCCGAAUGCAGGAGUAACUGUUUCCACAACGAGGUGUUCCUCUACUGCGUGGACUACAUGUUCCGGCCUCGUCAGAGGAACCAGUACCGGGCCGCCCUCCAGAGGCUCGGCAAGUAG